AUGGGUAAACCACAAAAAAACACCGCAUCCACGGCAACACCAACUCCUAAACGCACGCGUUCGGAGAGCUCAACCCGCACAUCCACCUCUCCAGAGAAAAGCUUCACUGAUGUCCUGGGCUCUAUAGACAAGAAGCUAACCAGCUUAGAUGCCCGGCUGGCCCUGGUGGAGGUUCUCCACAAGGAGUUCCAAGCACUGAGGGAGUCUCUGGAGUUCAGCCAAGCUCAGGUGGUGUCGCUCGCUGCAGAGAACCAAACUCUGAGGGGUAACGUUAAAGAACUCACCGAGAAGAUGUCGCAGCUGUCCGGAGAUAACAGGAAAAUGAAGGAGUCCACCCUGGAUAUUCAAGCUCGGAGCAUGCGGGACAAUCUUGCUCCCUAUGUGGAUGUGAUAUGUGUCAACAGUUACUUCUCCUGGUACCAUGAUCCAGGUCACCUGGAGGUCAUCCCCAUCCAGCUCAACACUCAAUUUGAGAACUGGCACAGAACAUACCAGAAACCCAUCAUCCAGAGUGAAUAUGGAGCAGAUUCAGUACCUGGGGUUCACAAUGAUCCACCCAUGAUGUUCACUGAGGAGUACCAGAAGCUAGUCCUGCAAAGUUACCAUGACAUCUUUGAUCAGAAAAGGAAGCAGUUUGUUAUUGGAGAACUCAUCUGGAACUUUGCUGACUUCAUGACUUCACAAGGAGUCACUCGAGUGGUGGGGAACAAGAAGGGGAUCUUCACUCGUCAAAGGCAACCUAAAGCAGCAGCCUUCAUCCUGAAGGAGAGGUACUGGAGACUGGCGAACGAAACGGGCAAACUGCCUCUUUGGACCAAGUACCCGUGCCCACUCUGACCUGACGUAUCCUCAGACCAGGACGGGUUCAGCUUCAUGUAAACUCGGUGCCUUGAGAGGUCGAACCUCAGAUCAGAUCUGUGUUUGGACUCAGUCUUUUAGUUUUAAAUACUUUUAAUAU
Messenger RNA from Nematolebias whitei (Rio pearlfish), 958 nucleotides. Its product is annotated as beta-glucuronidase-like. NCBI's taxonomy places the organism in Eukaryota, Metazoa, Chordata, Actinopteri, Cyprinodontiformes, Rivulidae. Gene Ontology annotation, molecular function: beta-glucuronidase activity; carbohydrate binding. The transcript has 4 exons. The coding region runs from base 1 to 837 and encodes 278 amino acids. Gene Ontology annotation, biological process: carbohydrate metabolic process; glucuronoside catabolic process. The record is from RefSeq and is a predicted model, not a curated record.